Erigeron canadensis is the source of this 1637-nucleotide messenger RNA. RefSeq names its product zeatin O-xylosyltransferase-like. Gene Ontology annotation, molecular function: UDP-glycosyltransferase activity. The coding region runs from base 69 to 1466 and encodes 465 amino acids. The record is from RefSeq and is a predicted model, not a curated record. The transcript has a single exon. NCBI's taxonomy places the organism in Eukaryota, Viridiplantae, Streptophyta, Magnoliopsida, Asterales, Asteraceae.
CAUCACUACAUAAUAAACUUCACUACACAAACCAUAAUAAUUAGUCACAAAUAUAUAUCCAAAACGACAUGGAACAUGGUGUGGUGGUGGUGAUGGUGCCUUUUGUAGCACAAGGUCAUCUCAACCAGCUCCUCCACCUCUCUCGUCUUCUUUCUUCUUAUAAUCUUCCGGUUCACAUCGUUGGAACCACGACGCACAACCGCCAAGCUAAGCUUCGCGUUCAUGGUUGGAAUCAUACUUGUAAUACAAAUAUUCAUUUCCAUGAAUUCCAAACACCAGAGUUCGAGUCUCCUUCCCCUAACCCUAACACAAAAUUUCCCUCACACCUUAUGCCCUCAUUUAAAGCAUCAUCUCGUCUUCGUGAACCUUUUGCAAAACUAUUAGAAGAAAUAUCCCGCGUUGCAAGACGAGUCGUGGUGGUUCAUGACUUUCUAAUGAGCACCGUUGUUGUUCAAGACGUGGUUUCGUUUGCCAACGUGGAAUCCUACGCGUUUCAAUGUGCAUCCGCGUUUACAACUUUUUCUUAUGAUUGGGAAGAGAAAAGAAAGCCAUGUUUAGAUGAUGAUGUUGAAUCAUAUAUGCAACUCAAGAAAAUUCCUAGUCUUCAAGAUUAUGUACCCCCGGAUUUCCUUGAAUUUGUUUAUUCGAAUAUUGAAUGCCAAAAGUUAAAUUCAGGAAAUAUUCAUGAUUCUUGUAAAGUUAUUGAUGGCAAGUUCAUUGAUUUACUUUCAAAAGAAGGAAUUUGUGGUAGUACAAAGAAUUGGGCAAUGGGUCCUUUUAAUCCAGUUUCUAUAGACAACAAUUAUUUAAACACUACUAGUAAACGUCAUAGUUCACUUGUGUGGCUAGAUAAGCAAGGUCAAGACUCGGUGAUAUACGUUUCGUUUGGGACGACGACUUCUCUAUCCGAUGAGCAAAUUCAUGAACUUGCUAUUGGAUUAGAGAAAAGUGGACAAAAGUUCAUUUGGGUACUAAGAGAUGCCGAUAAAGGUGAUAUCUUUAAAAGUAGUAGUGAAGUUAGGAGAAUUGAAUUGCCAAAAGGUUUUGAAGCAAAAGUUGAAGGUAAAGGCUUAGUGAUUAGGGAAUGGGCACCGCAGUUGGAAAUAUUGGCUCACCCUGCGACUGGUGGAUUUAUGAGUCAUUGUGGUUGGAAUUCGAGUAUGGAGAGUAUCACAAUGGGAGUUCCAUUAGCUACAUGGCCUAUGCAUACUGACCAACCAAGAAACGCUAUAUUGAUAACGGACGUGCUAAAGAUUGGUGUAAGCGUAGGGAUUUGGAAGCAUCGUAAUGAGCUAGUAACGUCUUCAACUAUAGAAGAAAGUAUUCGAAAAUUGAUGGCUUCUGAUGAAGGAAAUGAGAUGAGGAAGAGGGCUGCUAAACUUGGUGAUGAUGUUAGGAAAUCGGUUGAAGAUGGUGGUGUUACUCGCAUGGAGAUCGACUCAUUUGUUUCUCACAUCAUAAGAUGAUUAAUAAGAACUUUGCCAAUAUUACAGUGACAAAUUAAAUGAGCUUCGAUCAUUAAGUUACUGUGAGUACAAUUAGCAGGUUGCUAAUUAGUCAAAUAUUGUACCAUAAAUUCUCAAAAAAAUAACUCUCUUAUUGCUCAACUAUACAUUUGAUUGAAUCAUACAAUAGAA